AUGCUUCCCGAAUUCUUCCCGAAUCCUUUCCGAAUACCUCCUGAGUGCCUUCCAACUCUAUCUCUGCUUAUAUCUAUCUAUCUAUCUCAGUCUGUUCAUAUCUAUCUAGAUAUCUCUUUUUUUCGUACCUCUCUAUCAAUCUAUCUCAGUCUUUUCAUAUCUAUCUAUCUAUCUAUCUAUCUAUCUAUCUAUCUAUCUUCUUUCAUUUCUCCAUUGACUAUCUUAGUGUCUUUCUUUCUUUCUUUCUUUCUUUCUUUCUUUCUUUCUUUCUUUCUUUCUUUUGUCUCUCUAUACUCAAUGUCUUCCUAUCUACUAACGCGUCGCGCUCUAGUCAUUGACCCUCUAUCUACUAAAACGUCUCUCUCUAUUCAUUUUCUUCCUUUUUAUUUUCUAACGUACCUCUCUCUAUUCGUUGCUUCUCUUUCUUUCUAUCCUUUAAAUGGACACUCUUAA
Messenger RNA from Acanthosepion pharaonis, 453 nucleotides. NCBI's taxonomy places the organism in Eukaryota, Metazoa, Mollusca, Cephalopoda, Sepiida, Sepiidae. The record is from the annotation of a GenBank genome assembly.